Molecule: messenger RNA, 420 nt
Organism: Haliotis rufescens (red abalone)
Lineage: Eukaryota; Metazoa; Mollusca; Gastropoda; Lepetellida; Haliotidae
Product: IgA FC receptor-like
Exons: 1
Coding region: 1-420 (139 amino acids)
Source: RefSeq, a predicted model, not a curated record
AUGUUUAAUCAUCCCUACGUCCCUAUAAUUGAGGACAUGUUGAAUCGUCUGUACGUCCCUACAAUUGAGGACAUGUUUAAUCGUCCCUACGCCCCUACAAUUGAGGACAUGUUUAAUCGUCCCUACGCCCCUACAAUUGAGGACAUGUUUAAUCGUCCCUACGCCCCUACAAUUGAGGACAUGUUUAAUCGUCCCUACGCCCCUACAAUUGAGGACAUGUUUAAUCGUCCCUACGCCCCUACAAUUGAGGACAUGUUUAAUCGUCCCUACGUCCCUAUAAUUGAGGACAUGUUGAAUCGUCUGUACGUCCCUACAAUUGAGGACAUGUUUAAUCGUCCCUACGCCCCUACAAUUGAGGACAUGUUUAAUCGUCCCUACGCCCCUAUAUCUGAGGACAUGUUCAAUCGUCCCUACAAUUGA